This is a messenger RNA of Aaosphaeria arxii CBS 175.79, 580 nucleotides long. RefSeq lists its product as uncharacterized. The record is from RefSeq and is a predicted model, not a curated record. Lineage: Eukaryota; Fungi; Ascomycota; Dothideomycetes; Pleosporales. The transcript has a single exon. The coding region runs from base 104 to 439 and encodes 111 amino acids.
UACUGGUAGUGAUCAAAUAAUGAUGACCGUGUCUCAGACUCCUCGAAAAUAUACUGUCACCAUGAAACAAGCUUGAACCUCGGUCUCACCAACAUCUAUCGAGAUGUUGUCGUCCAUCUUACAAAAUUUCAGCUCAUCAUUGACCACAGUUCAUUCAUUGUUGUCUCCUCCAUCAGCACAUUCUGACCGCCUGACCUUGUCAGAUUUGAACGAUGACGUCCUUCUUCACAUCUGUGGAUUCCUCACUAUCUACGCUACUCAAGACUAUGGAUCUCGCCAGCAUAAUAGAUAUAUCAAACCAUUAUCUCUCGUGAACCGUCGUCUCCAUGAAAUCACCAGCAUCAUACUCUUCAAGAGCUUCAUCGUCAGUGCAAAAGACGACAGAAACGAUGGCGACUGGGAAGCAGGACGCCGCUUCAUCCUCGAUCUCCUACACUAGGACCCAAUCCUCCUCCGCAACAUCAAAACACUGAAAUUCAACAUCUACACCGCAGGACCACCAAAGCACGAAGCUCCUACAGUCAACAUUCAACUCUUCGUCACCCUCUUAUCCAAACUCUCCCACCUCCACCACCUCGAA